Molecule: messenger RNA, 3188 nt
Organism: Vombatus ursinus (common wombat)
Lineage: Eukaryota; Metazoa; Chordata; Mammalia; Diprotodontia; Vombatidae
Gene: GRHL3
Product: grainyhead like transcription factor 3
Exons: 16
Coding region: 211-2022 (603 amino acids)
Biological process (GO): regulation of transcription by RNA polymerase II
Cellular component (GO): nucleus
Molecular function (GO): RNA polymerase II cis-regulatory region sequence-specific DNA binding; DNA-binding transcription activator activity, RNA polymerase II-specific
Source: RefSeq, a predicted model, not a curated record
CUGCCUUCUCGGGCACCUGUCUCCUCAGCCAAUCAGGAGCCACCCUUCAGGGAGCCAACCUGUCAGCAAAGUACCUACACGGCAACCCGACCAUAAAUCAAACAUUCACUCCACGGGCCAUGUCUGUAUUGGGCAGGAUUUAGAAGAGAACAGUUGGUCCCAUCCGCCGGAUUGGGGAAGGUGCUUGAAGAUUUGGAAACCUGGGAGAACAUGUCGAAUGAAGUAGAUUUCAGGUCUGUCCGGGUAUUGAAGAAUGACACAGUCAACUUCCAGAAGUUCUCCUAUACCAAUGAAGAUGAGGCCUGGAAGACCUAUCUGGAAAAUCCUCUGACUGCUGCCACCAAGGCCAUGAUGAGAGUCAAUGGGGAUGAAGAUAGCGUCGCUGCCCUGAGCUUUCUCUAUGACUACUACAUGGGCCCAAAGGAGAAACGGAUCCUCUCUUCAAGCCCAGUCACACGAAGUGACCUAGGAAAGAGGUACCACCAUGGGAUGGAAUACGAAGCAGACUUUCCCCCUCUGGAGAGCCCCACCCAUCUCAUGAAGUUCUUGACUGAAAACGUCUCAGGGACACAAGAGUACCCAGACCUAGGCAAGAAGAACAAUCUGAUGAGCUUGGAGAGUACUGGAGCAGCCUCAAACAAACCAGCCCUCCUCCCUCCCGGCCCCAGCAAGCUGGAGGACAACUCAGCAGAUGGCAGCUACCUGCUUCCUGCUGGAGACAUGUAUGAUGGCAGCCUCAACAACCUGUUUGAGACCAUCCAUGGGCCCCCACCCCAGCAGCGCUGGCAGCCUGACAGCACAUUCAAGGAUGAUGGGCAGGAGUCACUGCUUUUCCCUGAUAUCUUGAAAAGCCCCUCGGAGCCCCAAUGUCCAGAGGAGUACCCCGGCAGUAAGAGUGACUUUGAAUAUACCCUGGGUUCCCCCAAAGCCAUCCACAUCAAAUCUGGGGAGUCACCAAUGGCCUAUCUCAACAAGGGACAGUUCUACCCAGUUACCCUGAGGACUCCAGGAGGAGACAGAUGCCUGCACCUGUCUUCCAACAAAGUGAAGAGCAUGAUUAUGGUGGUGUUUGACAACGAGAAGAUCCCCAUGGAACAGCUGCGGUUCUGGAAGCAUUGGCACUCCCGCCAGCCCACAGCAAAGCAACGGGUCAUUGAUGUGGCGGAUUGCAAAGAAAACUUCAAUACCGUCCAGCAUAUUGAGGAAGUGGCUUAUAAUGCGCUGUCUUUCGUGUGGAAUGUGAAUGAAGAAGCCAAGGUGUUCAUCGGAAUCAACUGCCUGAGUACAGACUUCUCCACCCAGAAGGGGGUAAAAGGCGUACCACUAAAUCUCCAGAUCGACACCUAUGAUUGUGGCACAGGGACAGACCGCCUGGUACACCGAGCUGUCUGCCAGAUCAAAAUAUUCUGUGAUAAGGGUGCAGAGAGGAAAAUGCGGGAUGAUGAACGCAAACAGUUUCGGAGGAAAGCCAAGUGCCCAGACUCCAGCAACAGUGCAGGUCUCAAGGGCUGCCUACUCUCCAGUUUCCGAGGUAAUGAGACCACUUACCUACGGCCAGAAUCUGACCUGGAAAGCCAGCCUGUUCUCUUCAUCCCCAACAUCCACUUCUCCAACUUGCAACGGAAUGGCAUGGCUGGUUCUCCUACUAUCCACAAUGGCACAAACAGGCUGCCUCUGAAACGAACCUGUUCACCCUUCUCUGACGACUUUGACCUUCUGCCUCCCAAGCAAGCAAAGGAAGAUGAUCUCCAGAGAGUCUUGUUAUAUGUCCGGAGGGAGACAGAGGAGGUGUUUGAUGCCCUCAUGCUGAAGACUCCAGACCUCAAAGGGUUAAGGAAUGCGAUCUCGGAGAAGUAUGGUUUUCCUGAAGAGAGUAUUUACAAAGUCUAUAAAAAAUGCAAGCGAGGGAUCUUGGUGAACAUGGACAACAACAUUAUCCAGCACUACAGUAACCAUGUGGCCUUCCUGCUCGACAUGGGAGAACUUGAUGGCAAAAUUCAGAUUAUCCUUAAGGAGCUAUAGGGCCCCAGCAUCGCUCUGCCCUUGAACCUAUGGGCCUGCAUUUGACUCACAGAGCCAGGACGUAGCCCUAAAACCCCAACACAACCUCCUUCUAUGCCUCACUGUUCUCACUUACUUGAAUGCACUCACCUGGGAGAGAAGAUGCUCAGUCUUCAGAAGCAGCCUUUGCAACUCCCAAGAGGAGCCUUUGCCUCUUUGGCGUUGCUGCCCAGUCUUUGAUUCCAGAGACAUCAGCCAUCCCAGUUUGCAGACUAUCCCCUACCCCACUCUUGAGAGCAGAACCUUCUUGCUUCUUGCACUGGGGGUGCCCUGUUGUGCCCAAUGGCAAGACAUUUUGGUUGGGAUAUUGGUAGUCUUGGCUUCCAAGGUCACUCUUCUGGCAUCUCAUGUUUGUCAUCCCCAUUUCCAGACAGAAGAACAGGAGGCAGAUGGGGAAAUUCCAUUCAUGCAAGAAAAAGACAUUUGAAGCCAGACCCAGCCAACCAGGCCACACAUGCCCCACUCAUUGCCUCAAACCAAAGGAUAAAUAUUGUUUCUCCUAAAGGAGGCUACAGUGGAAUUCCUGAGUUAUCAUUUGCUACUGUGUCAUUCUCUGAUGCCAGGGUCACUAAUUAUCUGGUUAACGUUGUUACUUUGCUACUCCCUGAUAGCCCAUUCAUAACUGAGGCCAUGCUGCUUUUUGAUAUUGUUACAAUUCAUCAUUGCUGUAAUCUGACACCUAGUUGUCAUUAGAACUGUCUAGGUCUGUUAGUAGUGUAUUACUACCAGACAUCAAGCUGAAUUCACUAGCAUGUUUUUACCAUUACCAGUGAAGACUACUUUACAAUUUGCCCUUUCUUUUUGAGAUCAUAUGCCUUCUUUGGUACCAUGUUGCUAUUAGCAUGGUGUUACUACUUAAUAUCAAGUCGGUAGUUGCUUGAUAUUAUGUUGCCAUUUCAUACAUGCUAAUAGUUGCUGCCACAUUGUUUGAAACUAUGUUACUGGUCAUAGUAACAUAUAAUGUCUUUUGCUGCCAUAUUUUAUUGGAUAUUGCUGUUGUAUACUGAUGCCAUGUUAAUGUGUGAAAUGGUGCCUGAUUAUACUUUUGUCUAUGUGUUAUAUAUAUAUAUAUAUAUAAAAUAUAAAUAUGUAUUGUGUAUAUAUAUGCAACAUUUUAUAUUUUUCAA